Molecule: messenger RNA, 3430 nt
Organism: Onychostoma macrolepis
Lineage: Eukaryota; Metazoa; Chordata; Actinopteri; Cypriniformes; Cyprinidae
Gene: ubqln4
Product: ubiquilin 4
Biological process (GO): ubiquitin-dependent protein catabolic process
Cellular component (GO): cytosol
Molecular function (GO): polyubiquitin modification-dependent protein binding
Source: RefSeq, a predicted model, not a curated record
UGCUUGUUGGUGCGAUGAUGUAAUGAAGUAAAAGAAGAGUAAAGAUGGCGGAGAAUAGCGGCACGGAUCCUGCCGUGGAGACGAACACUGAGGAAAAUGCCGCUGCUAGCGCGACUAUCAUUAAGGUCACCGUCAAAACACCGAAGGAUAAAGAAGAAAUAGCCAUCGCCGAGGAUUCAUCUGUCGCACAGUUUAAAGAGGAAAUCUCCAAAAGAUUUAAGGCAAAGCAGGACCAGUUGGUUCUGAUUUUUGCCGGUAAGAUCCUGAAGGACGGAGACACGCUCGGCCAGCAUGGCAUUAAAGACGGACUCACGGUUCACCUGGUCAUCAAAACAGCACAAAAGGCUUCAGGUGGUGGUAGUUCGCAGACUUCUGCCUCUUCUGGCCCUGGACCAUCGCAGGACAACACCGCUGGAAGCGCUAACUCCAGCCCGGCCGGCAACCUGGGCACACCCCAGGGCAGUGGGCCGUCCCCAACCCCGACACAGCCACCCAAUAUACUAGCUGGGUUUGGUGACCUGUCGGGCCUGGCUAACCUCGGUAUGGGAUCUGCCAACUUCAUGGAGCUUCAGCAGCAGAUGCAGCGACAGCUCAUGUCCAACCCUGAGAUGCUGUCUCAGAUCAUGGAGAACCCGCUUGUGCAGAGCAUGAUGUCCAACCCUGACCUGAUGAGGCAGAUGAUAGUGGCCAACCCACAGAUGCAGCAACUGAUGGAGCGCAACCCAGAGAUUUCACACAUGCUUAACAACCCAGAGCUUAUGAGACAGACAAUGGAGUUGGCACGAAACCCAGCCAUGAUGCAAGAGAUGAUGCGUAACCAGGACCGGGCGCUUAGCAACCUCGAGAGUAUUCCCGGGGGUUAUAAUGCUCUUCGGAGGAUGUACACAGAUAUUCAAGAGCCCAUGUUUAGUGCUGCACGUGAACAGUUUGGAAAUAACCCCUUCUCGGCAUUGGGUGGAAAUGCUGAUAACUCUGGAACACAGCCCUCCAGGACAGAAAACCGAGAGCCCCUGCCAAAUCCCUGGGGUCCCCCUGACACUGCUGCCACCACCACCUCUGGGACGGCUACCACCACCAGCUCCACCACAAGCUCAACCACACCCAGUGUGUCCAACCCUCUGGGCAUCAGCUCCUCUAGCCUUGGAAACGGUAUGUUCAACAGUCCUGGCAUGCAAAGCUUAAUGCAACAGAUCUCUGAGAACCCUCAGCUUAUGCAGAACAUGCUUUCUGCUCCUUAUAUGCGCACUAUGAUGCAGUCCCUGGCCCAGAAUCCUGAUAUUGCCUCACAGGUGUUGAUGAACAACCCUCUCUUUGCCGGAAAUCCACAGCUGCAGGAGCAAAUGAGACAGCAGUUACCUGUAUUUCUACAGCAGAUGCAGAACCCAGAAUCCCUUUCUGUCAUGACAAAUCCUCGAGCCAUGCGAGCCCUAAUGCAGAUCCAGGAGGGACUGCAAACCCUUCAAACCGAAGCCCCUGGUCUCAUGCCCAGUCUGAUACCUGGUGGGAUGGCUGCUGGUAUUCCUGGUGCCCCACUGCCCACAGGGGUGAAUGUGACUCCUGAGAACCCUCUGCCCUCAGGCGGCCCCAGCCCCGCCCCCACCCCCACCCCCGUCCCCACCCCCGUCCCCGUUCCCACCACAGUUGCUGGAACAAACACUGCCCAGCAGCAGCUCAUGCAACAGAUGCUACAGAUGUUUGCUGGAGGGAAUGCAUCGACUCAGACUCCGGAAGUGCGUUUCCAGCAACAGCUGGAGCAGCUGAGUGCCAUGGGCUUCAUCAACAGGGAAGCCAACCUUCAGGCUCUCAUUGCCACUGGGGGCGACAUCAACGCCGCCAUCGAAAGACUGCUCGGCUCUCAGCCUUCCUAAUUCCAUCAACUGAGAGCGUGCGAAGGGAGACAAGAAGCAAACAUAGUCCUCAUCACAUAAAAUCUGACAAGCCCCACAUAGACAGAAUUCCAAUUACUCCAAUCGUGUUUUUUUUUUUUUUUGCUUCGAUCAGUCAAUCUGUGAAUCAAAAAGCAAUGAGGGUUUCAAAUUUGUUUCCUUGAACAACAUCAAAAAAACAAACCAGAAUCGCUGUGGAAUGACAUCACACUAACCCCUCAUCACUAGUAAGAUGGGACAAAGCUUACCAAGUUACCAUUCCUUACAAUUAGAACACACUCACCUGAGGCACUACUCAGUGGUUAGGGGAAUAAAAUCCAUACGCUUGAAUUCCGAGGCCCAGAGGGAUUCUUGUCUUCUGUGAAAAUGCUUGGUUUCUUAAUUUCUCUCUGUUUCUCCUAAUUCAUGCCUGAUCAAACCAGUAUUUAUUGCAGAAACGUAGAGCUUACCCUUUACUCCCCUUCCACCCUCCUCAGUUGACGUUGAUUUGAGCGUUCCUUGACAUUUUGAUGUGUUAAUCGAAAUCUAAUAGACAUGAACAUGUUGGAUCACUAUAACACCUUGACUCUGAUUGCUUACACUUCAGCUAUUUUAGAAAGGAAUGAGUUUUGGAGAUGAGAUUUGGAAAAGAUAUUCAGUCAUCUCUUUAGUCGUUUGCCUUUGUGAGGAGUGUACAUGAAUUGACCGUAAAGGCUUGUCAUAUGGGGAAGGUUGUAACAAAGCAUCAAUAAAAUAUUUCUCAGCUUAACAAGCAGUGGCGAACGCAGACACCAUUUGUUUCGACCAUAUCUUUAUGCUUUGACAUAGAAGUAUUCUAGUGCCUGGAACACGCUUGUAUUGUGUACUGGAUACAUCCUCCUCAAGUUGAUCUGGCAAAAAAAAACAAAAAAAACAACGGGUUACAGCAUGAUAGUAAUGCUAGCUUCUCUCAGUGCUAACCAAUAGCUGUCUAAUGGAACGAACAGUUUUAUUGUGAAUUUAAAAUGUUUAACUUUUUUUUUGCUGCACGUCCAUAAUCCACUCUAUUCUACUUGAAUUACAUUACAGAUACCAACAUUCAUUGGGGUUUGUAGUUCCUUCUAGCAUCUGGUUUUGUCUUAAAUCCAAUGUUUUUUUUAUUUUAUUUUUUUUUGUUAUUUUUUAUUUGCAAUGUUGGGCUGCGUUGACACCUUGCAAUUUUACUUUUUAAGUUUAAAAAGUAUUGCAUGAUCAUUCUCUUCUUCUAACUGCAAUAUUUUUAAUUAUUGUCUAAUUAAUGUGGAGGUCACGCACAAGUCAUUUGUUCUUGUUCUUGUUAUAUAACCAUUUAAUUUCACAAUCACAAAGCUUUAGACAUUAGGAUUGCUUUAGGUAGAUGUCUUAACUUAAAAAAAAAAUCGAAUUUCUUGUUAAUUUACUUAAAACAAUAUGAGAACUGAAAAUCUGACAUGUGAUUUCCAAGAUUGGAAACAUGGUGAAUCUUUUAGUGAAUUUUGAUUUUGUUAUGCUUAGCUGUAACAUUUGCUUUUUGUGGGUGCAAUUACCAUAAACAAUUCUUUAAAACA